Aedes aegypti (yellow fever mosquito) is the source of this 1101-nucleotide messenger RNA. Its product is annotated as proclotting enzyme. Gene Ontology annotation, molecular function: serine-type endopeptidase activity. The record is from RefSeq and is a predicted model, not a curated record. Gene Ontology annotation, biological process: proteolysis. Lineage: Eukaryota; Metazoa; Arthropoda; Insecta; Diptera; Culicidae. The transcript is spliced from 4 exons. Bases 139 to 1044 code for a protein of 301 amino acids.
GUCAGAGGCAACGCCGGGCGUCGUGUCGGGACAAACCGAGUUGAUAAGAAUACGUAUGUUGAAAAUGUGGAUUUGGAAGUGGUCGGCGGCCUUCUGCUCAGUGUGCAGUUGACGAUCGUGGAGAAAACAGCCAGCUUCAUGGCGAUGGGUGAUUUUUUCGGCAAAACCCUUUUUGGGAGCGUGUUGUUGAUAGUUUUUUCGCUGGUGCAGUUUGGAGAGUUUGCCCGUGAUCCAACUUCUUUCCACUUUCCGGACGUAGCUCAGAUGGAGUUGAGCGAUGUUCUGAACAAGGACUGUGGCUGUACGGCAUUCGGUGAGGAUCGGGAUCGUCCGUUGGAGGGCCGCCUUCAGGAAUCGCCCUGGUUGGUACUGUUCUAUUAUCCGGAAGAACAGAUACACUUUUGUCACGGGACGUUGAUCACGACGAAGCACGUUCUAACGUCGGCAGUUUGCGCCAUGAAUAUAGUACCAGACGAGACCUUAAUUAGUUUGGGUGAGUACGAUGUGGGCACGGAUCAGGACUGCGAGCAGGUUAAAUGCUCCGAUCCGAUACAGCAGCGGAAGCCUAGUAAAGUCAUCCAGCAUGAGAUGUACAAUUCGGAAACCUUCGAGAAUGAUCUGGCUAUCGUGGUGUUGGAUCAGGAUGCCCUACUGAGCGAUUCGGUCAAACCCAUCUGCCUGCCGUUGAUCAAGUUCGAAAUCGGCAAAGUGAAUCUACCGAACGUGUACAACGCUCUGUGGGCCAAUCAGUCCCGGCCCCAGCAGUACUGGAUGCGCUACGUCGAACUGGAGAAGUGCCGUGACAUGGUGGACAACCUGUUAACUUUGACCGAGGGCCAGAUUUGCGCCAGCAGCUAUCGAAACCAAACCAUCGAUAUGAUAGGCGGGGCGGGAUCGGCCUUGGAGGUCGAAUACCACAAUCGGAUGUAUCAGGUGGCGAUGCUGUCGAUUGGGAUUCAGGACGCGGAACCGGGAACGCCCUUUGUGUACGUCGAUAUUCCCAAGUAUGUUAAGUGGAUUCACGAUACUGUGAAGGCUAACUGAAUUGACGAGGCGAGUGAUAUUAUAACUGUUGAUACUAAUAAAAACAAAUAAUAUGAA